Molecule: messenger RNA, 1488 nt
Organism: Plasmodium inui San Antonio 1
Lineage: Eukaryota; Apicomplexa; Aconoidasida; Haemosporida; Plasmodiidae
Exons: 1
Coding region: 1-1488 (495 amino acids)
Source: RefSeq, a predicted model, not a curated record
AUGAGUUUGAAGUGGCUGGGCAUAGUGAGGGAUAAGACGGUGCCAACGGAAGGUUGUACCAUAGGGACUACUACGAGGUAUUGUUAUGCUUACCCAACAAGUGGAGGAGGCGCAUGUUCCCGGACGGGGGCAGGUAUUGGAAGGUGGAUGGAUAACCAUGUCCCAACAGGCGCAGUGUAUAGUGAAUUAUCCAAGGGGUAUAGAGCCAAUGGGAUAAAACCAAAAGAAGGCCAAGAGGCAGUCGAGUGGGGGCAGCUACUGGAUGGUGUCCUGAAGGAGAGUAUAGGGAGCGCAUAUGAUGAGUCUUCAAACGAAUAUCAAGACGACCGGUACCUGAAGUUACCGACAAGGAGGAUGUGGAAGGGUUUGAUGGAUGCAGAUAACACAGGGCGCUGUAAGGACAACGCGGGCUGCCAGAAGAUGUUAUAUUUUAUAGGCUGUUUAGUUUACAGUCUCUUAGCACCCGAAGAAAGGAUUAUAGACAACUCAUCAGAAUCAUAUCUCGGGUGCCAGAGGAUAUUGAACAAACUCUUAAAAGAAACAACACCAACGAAACUGGAAACAGUCGAAGGACAGUACUAUUGGGGUGGUGAGAAAUAUAUGUGCCAAAUGAGUACAGGAUUCAGGCAGUGUAAAAUAGAGGUUCUUAGUUUCCUUAUUGGGGUAAGUAAAACGUUGAGGAAGUUAUGUCCCCAGUGUAAACAAACGGAUCUGAGAGCUCAGUUGACUGAGCACCUAAAUUGCGGGAAGGACCAGGGGAUAUACUGUCCAGAAAACAGACAGGGGGGUAAUAUAAGGUGCCGAGCGGCAAGUGAACUUCCCAAGCCUGACUUAGAAUGGAUCAUACCCCCCGAAAUCACCAAGAAGCCCGUCACUGAAGCAGCCCCGGGGACAGCUACAUCGAAGAACGAAAUUAAGAGAGAACAAGAGGGAAAGGAAAAUGUCCACUCCCAAACAGGUGCCCAGAUCGAGACUGCACGCGAAAUGGUCAGACACUCCACAGAAAACUCAAAGGAGGAGGAGGGAGAGGGAAGCAAGUCGAAGGAAGGACUUUCGCCCAAGGAAGUGGGAAAAGAGUCUCAAGAAAAGGAGGCGGAGAACACCCAAAAAGAACACGGGCCGAAGGAGAACCCUCAGGAGAUAGCACCAGCCGAAGAAAGAGCCCACCCAACAAAAUCGGGGGAGGUAACUAUACUUGACCAUCACCCAGAGGCAUCCCUCGAGGAGGCAGGAGCUCCGGAGAUGUCAGUUGACUCUGGGGUGGUUGGGGAGGGAAUCCGUGGCAGUACGGGAAAUUCCAAGGAACCGGAGGAGGGAAACAAACCGACGGAGAUAUGGAAGGGUGUGGCAGUAUCUAUAGGGCUCAUUGCUAUGGUAGUGUCUGUAGGAUAUGGUGGUUAUAGGAUCUAUGGAUGCAAUUCUAAGGAGCCGAACUCCCGAGAACGAAUGAAAUCGAAGAAAUUUGUGGGCUAUCUACGGAAUACAUAG